CAGAGUCAGAAUGAAUAUCUCUGGCAAUGGAACCGCAAGUUCAAGGACUACAUAAACCUACUGAUGGUCAGAGAAGCCCCUCCUCUGGACUGGCUUUGUGCAGUUUGCAAGAAGGAUGGGGUUUAUAAAUGCCAUGGCUGUUUCAAUGAGCCCCUGUUUUGCACAGACUGCUGCAGAACCCAGCAUCAAAGGCAUCCUUUCCAUCGCAUCAGUCAAUGGACCGGAUCAUUUUUUCAAGAAACUUCACUCAUUAAAGUCGGCCUGCACAUUCACCUUGCUCAUGAUGGCACUCCAUGUCCCAGCAGCACUGAAUACACAUCCGACCUCUUUGAUUGGUCAGAUACCGAUGAAAAUAUAGACUAUGAUGAUUAUCCGGAGGGAGCUUCCAUUCCACUUGUUGCAGACUCAGAUCAUCCGGCUACAAUCAUAGUAGACAAAUCCGGUGUUCACUCCCUAUCCAUAUGGUAUUGCCACUGCUCCGGUGCUCUCAACCGGGAUAUGCAGCUCUUUGAGGCAGGCUUGUUUCUGGCAUCUUUCACCAGACCAAAAACUGCAUUCACAUUCUCUGUCUUGGACGAUUUUCUGCUAGACAACCUUGAAUGUGGUACAUCAGCCAUGAAUUACUACAGUAAGAUCCGGAGGCUAACCUCAAGCAUAUUUCCAUUGAUGGUUCCGGUAAGUCAAUUUUCAUUUUCUUGGCGCCAAUGCAAGCUUUACAAGUGGCAUGGGUUUGCCCACAAAGAUGAUGAGCCAAAGGCCGGUGAUCUCGCUCUAUUUUGUCCUGCAUGUCCUCAACCAGGGAUAAAUUUGGACCUGUCAACUGGUACAGCCACUCAGCCUGACAACACCCCUUUCUGGCUCUUCACCAGGACUUUAGUCAUGGAUGGUAAUUUUAAAGCCGAGCACCUCCAUCCGGUGAAUCCAUCCGACGAAGUAUCAUUGAUGGAUGGUCUUGCAUUCAUGGUCGGAGAUGAGAGAUACAAGAGUCAUUUGUCUGUUGCCCAAGACCGUGUCCAAAAGUCAGAUUGCAACAAUCACCAUGCAGUCAAUCAAGCAAAUGCCUCCCGGCAAAAGCUGGAGGCCACUGGGAUAGGAGGAUGUGCAUGUGCACGGCAUGGAUGUUUUGUCCCACAUUCCAUGGUGGAUUUUCAGAAAGGUGAAAGGCAGAUGAACAUGGACUAUGCCUUGAGUCAAGCACUCAACUACAAUACAGAUGGAAUCUCAUGCGUGAUAACGUUCUAUGACAUAAAUUGUCAGUAUAAUAAGUUUCUCAAGGACUGGAUCACAUCCAGCAUGUAUCUUUCGAUCCCCAUGGGCAUGAAUAUCAUUCCCGGAAUAGGUUUGUGGCAUGUACAUGGGCAUCAGGACAGCUGCUAUGUCCAGUAUGCAUCAAAUUUUAUGGGCAGGAUAGACGGAGAGAUCAUGGAAACACUCUGGGCAUCCUUGAACAUAAUCUCUCCAUCGGCCAGGGGCAUGGGAACUCCGCAUCGCAAGGAGGUAUUGGAUUAUCAGAUGAAUGAUUCCAACUUCAUGAAAAUGAUUCGCAUAACUAAGUUUCUGUGCAGAAAGUUCAAGGAGGCUGCCAGGGGUGCUGAAGAGAGCAAACUCUCAUUCCAAAAUCUUAAUGAGACAGCUCACCCCGACAUGGUCCUUCUUUGGGAAGUAGAGGAGGCACUUGCUCAGGCGAACAGACUGGAGGAUCCAACAGCCAUGGACAUUUAUGAGGUCCGGUUGGAAAAGGGCAAGUCUCCAACUAGAAAGCAGCAGGAGUUGCGCCUGCUGGAGGCUCAAAACUGUCCUGAUCAUUUGGUCACCAAUUCCCUCAGUCGAAGAGGAGCCGCCACUUGGCUAGCAACUAAUCUCACCAUAGAAGAAUCCCAAAUCUCUCUAUCCAGAGAUGUGAAAAGGCUCGGAAGGCAUCCUACAGAUAUUCAAUUGCUGAGAGUAGCCCAACUCAGGGAUAAGCUACAAACUCAUAUUACAAGCUUUCUCGAGAUGGCACCCACUUAUCUUGGAUUUGGAGUUGAUGUCGAUGAACCAGAUCCUCCGGUAGAUAGGGUUCAUAAUUCGCUCGACGAUUAUUCCGAUCUUGAUGAUUGUGAUCACAAUCCGGUGAAGGUUCAACGAUACAGCGAGGCACGAACAAUGCUCCUGACUGUAUCUAUAAUUGUUCUUACAAUCAUACCUUUGCCUUCCAACCUUGGAAUAGACAAAUGCAAUGCAUUGGAUGUCACCGAUCUCAUGAAAGAAGAAACUGCCCUCCGUGAAGGCCAGGCCAAUGACGCCCUUCAUGCAAUUAGAGUUCAUUUGGGAGAUAAAGCGGUUAUAUUCUGGAAUACUGUCCGAUCAGCUAAGUCACAGGCCUCCUCCACCAGGGCAUGGACUCAAGUUCACUCAGUGGAAGCAGCAGUAAAUCUCAAUGCCAGGAUAUAUUCAAAAUGCUGGUUGCAGCUAGCCAAACUCCCUGAUCAUGACCUCCUGAAGAAAUAUCUUCCACUAAAGAAAGAACACCUGAAAGCCAGCGCUGCAGUGGCAGAUCCAAAUGUGCGUGGUCAGAGGGACGCUACUCUCGCAUGGUUCUGGUCCAUUGAUGUUCAGGGUGAUACAUCCGGAAAUGACUGGAUGACAGAAUGUGAGUGUCCACCACAUCCGGUGAUAUUGGGUCGUCUGGUCUCACAUGCUCUGACAAUAGUUUAUCGGGUAAAUUGGCUCCGGACAAAGGCACUGUGUGAUCGUUGGAAUGAAGAGGUUGUUCUUGUUAAACAAGAGAUGCAGUGGUCGGUCAAUUUCUUUAAUCACAAGGCCAAGCAAUGGUGCGGUCGCAGGGACAAUGCCGCUUCCACUGGGAGGACCAGACAUGCAUGUUAUGCUGCCCGACAAUGUCACAUAUAUGAAGAACUAGCUGCACAUGCAGCGGAUUCCUUUCAGAAAAUUAUUCCGGUCAUUCAGCUGGAAGUACCGGUUGUCAGUUAG
This is a messenger RNA of Suillus discolor, 2973 nucleotides long. RefSeq lists its product as uncharacterized. The annotation marks the transcript as partial. The record is from RefSeq and is a predicted model, not a curated record. Lineage: Eukaryota; Fungi; Basidiomycota; Agaricomycetes; Boletales; Suillaceae. The transcript is spliced from 6 exons.